AUGAAACAAUGGCUGUUUAGCUUGUUUGCGCUGACGGUGGUGGCAUCUUCCAUGGCACAGCAGUACCAACAGUUCGUCAACCGAUAUGACAAUUUCAACGCCGACUCCAUCAUACAGAACGAGAGGAUCCUUCUCGCAUAUUACAAAUGCGUCAUGGAGAAGGGCCCUUGCACUAAGGACGGCAAGAAUUUCAAACGAGUUUUACCUGAAACGUUACAAACUGCGUGCGGACGGUGUUCUACCAAACAAAAAGUCGUUGUACGGAAGAUGCUUCUAGGCAUAAGGGCGAAGAGCGAACCACGCUUCCUUGAGCUGCUAGAAAAGUAUGACCCGACACAAGCUAAUCGAGAUGCUCUCUACUCAUUUUUAGUUACGGGGAAUUAG
Pararge aegeria (speckled wood butterfly) is the source of this 384-nucleotide messenger RNA. RefSeq names its product allergen Tha p 1-like (gene CSP14). Bases 1 to 384 code for a protein of 127 amino acids. NCBI's taxonomy places the organism in Eukaryota, Metazoa, Arthropoda, Insecta, Lepidoptera, Nymphalidae. The record is from RefSeq and is a predicted model, not a curated record. The transcript has 2 exons.